CAGGCUGAUAUCAAAGGGCAGCAGGAGCUAUGACAGAAGGCAAAUAUUUAGACCAGAGCCAGAUGUGGAACUGAAACAGCAAGAGGAAAAGCAAGAGUAUCAGGUUAUUUACUGGAACCUCUUCUGUGUUACCAUUUGGAGCACAGAGGGGCUGCUAGGAUGGCCGGCCUCCACACCGACAUGGAAAUGCUCUACCCUGAGACAGUUGUACGCGUGGGCAGGGUGACUUUUGGAGAAGAGAACAGGAAGAAGAUGACCAAUAGCUAUCUGAAAAGAACCGAGAAUAAGAAAAUCAUCCAGGCCACGUGUGCCCUGUUAAACUCUGGAGGGGGUGUAAUCAAAGCAGAGAUUGAUGAUAAAACCUACAGUUACCGAUGCCAUGGGCUGGGACAGGAUCUGGAAACUUCUUUCCAAAAGCUCCUUCCUUCCGGUUCACAGAAAUACCUUGACUACAUGCAGCAGGGGCACAAUCUCCUGAUUUUUGUGAAGUCCUGGAGCCCAGAUGUUUUCAGCCUCCCCCUCCGGAUCUGCAGCUUGCACUCCAAUCUCUACCGGAGAGCUGUGACCUCCACGGUCAACCUGAACACCGGCAGUGCUCUGGAGCUCCUCAGAGAGAAGCAGUCUAGAGCCCAGAGAGGGAGCUUGGGGGUGAAGGAACUGAGUUCUCAGAAAGUUCCUGACAGGGACAUUCAGGAAGAGGAAGACAUGAGGAUUUCUGCCUCAGACUUGUUUCAAAAGGACAAGCUCACGUAUAAGGAGAAACUCAAUUUUACCGAGUCAACCCAUGUGGAGUUUAAAAGGUUCACCACCAAAAAGAUUGUCCCCCGGAUUAAAGAAAUGCUGCCUCAUUAUGUUUCUGCAUUUGCCAACACCCUCGGGGGAUACCUCAUUUUUGGGGUCGAUGAUAAGAGCAAAGAAGUGUUUGGAUGUAAGAAAGAAAAAGUGAAUCCUGACUUGCUGAAAAAGGAAAUAGAAAACUGUAUAGAAAAGUUGCCAACAUUCCACUUCUGCUGUGAGAAGCCACAGGUGCAUUUCACUACCAAAAUCUUGAAUGUGUACCAGAAAGAUGUCCUGUAUGGCUACGUCUGUGUGGUUCAAGUAGAGCCCUUCUGCUGUGUUGUAUUCUCAGAGACCCCGGAUUCCUGGAUCAUGAGGGACAAUUCUGUCACAAGGCUGACGGUGGAGCACUGGGUGGCCAUGAUGCUGGGUGUUCAGUCAGCAACUUCCAGUCUGACCACCGACUCCAGCUUUCCCAUGAGUGCACCAGCUCCAUCAGCACUGGGAAGCCCAUCAUCUCCCAUUAAAGUCCUGGAAUUGAAGGGGCCUCUACAACAACGUCUGUUUCCAGUGACAUGGGAAGAGAUACAGUUUAAACCAGAAUCCCUCUGUAAGAAGCUCUUCUCAGAUCAUAAAGGACUCGAGGAAUUAAUGAAGACACAGAUAUAUCCUUGUUCUCAGGGGAUUGUGAUAUUUUCUAGAAGCUGGGCUAGUGAUGUUGGCUUAAGGAAAGAGCAGGACGUCCUGUGUGAUGCUCUCCUCAUAGCGGUGAACAGUCCCCUGGUACUCUAUACAAUCUUAAUAAACCCUGGUUGGAAUGGAGGGCUUGAGUAUGCGCAAAAUACUGCUCAUCAGUUAAAGCAGAAACUGGGAACGCUUGGUGGUUACACAGGGAAAGUGUGUGUUAUCCCGAGGGUGAUGUACCUGCCCAGCACACAGCAGAGCACUGGUGAAAUGCUCGUGCACUACCCCCAGUCCUACAGGCUUGCCACCAAGGAUGAAAUGGAAGACUUGUUGCAGGCCCUUAUUGUAGUCUCACUGGGUUCUCGAUCUCUUCUGAGUGACCAGCUGGGCUGUGAAUUUUUCAACUUGCUCAUAGAGGAGCAGUGUGAGUUGCUUUCAGAGAGCCUUCAGGAGACACGAGAAUUGUUCAUCCACUGCUUUCCGGGAACCAGGAAGACAGCCCUGGCCAUAAAGAUCAUGGAGAAAAUUAAGGAUUUGUUCCAGUGCAAACCAAAAGAGAUCCUUUAUGUUUGUGAAAGUGACUCCUUAAAGGAUUAUGUGACCCAACAAACCACCUGUCAAGCUGUGACCCGGAAGACCUUCUUACAAGGGGAGUUCCUAAAGAUUAAGCAUAUAGUGAUGGAUGAGACUGAGAAUUUCUGCAGCAAAUAUGGAGACUGGUACUUGAAGGCCAAGAGCAUCACGCAUCCAAAGGUGAGGGGAGCUGGAAGUGAAAACCUUCAUCGUGGGAUUCUCUGGAUUUUUCUGGACCCUUUCCAAGUCCGUCAUGCAGAUAUUAAUGGCCUCCCACCUCCAUCUGCUCAGUUUCCUCGAAAGACAAUCACCAAUGGGAUCCACUGUGCUCUAGAAAUAGCAAUGGUCAUGAAAGAAGAAAUGAAGAGGAUCAAAGCCAAUCCACCCUCCAGCAUGUCCCUAGACACACUGUCCUUGUUCAGGGAAGCUGCCUACGAGGAAGCAAUGUGUGCCCAGGCCCUGCCUGGGGUGUGUGAGACUGAGACUAACCUGACUAUGGAACAGAUUGUAAAACGGGUGGCAGAAAGGUGUUACGACCUGUUCCAAUGUGGCUAUCGGCCCAAAGACAUUGCAAUUCUGUGCAGGAAAGGGGAGGACAGAGGACGCUACGAACUUGCCCUGCUAAAAGCAAUGGAAUUAUUUGAAGCCCAUGGAGCAACAAAGGUUGCGUUCAGCCAGGCCUCUGGUGUUUGGGGCAGUCGCAUCAUUUUCGACAGUAUUCAGCAGUUUUCAGGUCUGGAGAGGAAUAUUGUAUUUGGGCUUAGUCCAGAAUGCGCCCUGUCAGAAGAAGCUCAUAAGCUCUGCUUUGCCUCACGAGCCAUUAAACAUCUUUACCUGCUCUAUGAAAAGAGGGCAGCUUUCUGAAAAUUAUUUUAACAAUAGUCAGCCAGAAAGAGCAGAGUCCCUUCUCCCAGGCACCUUUUCACGUAUUAUCAGUGGGGAGAUCAAGGCACAGUAAGUAUGGCGUGGAGCCACAGAAAUGUCUUUCGGGAGUGACCCUUCCCUUCUAUGUGCUGUCACUGUUCUCUUCCCUGUAAAAUCCUAGCAGAUUGAUUGAGCCUCUGGUUUUCCUAGUCCAGUCCAUCUUUCAGGGACCAGAGGUUCCCCUUCGAUAGAGAACGGAGUGUGUGACAUCCCCUGCCAAUGUAUCUGCAGUGAGUCCCCAAAGUCUUCAAGCCAAACCAAUUUCCAAGGCUUUGCAUGCUACACCCUGACUUACUCCCCUAACACAUCCUUUGUUCUAUCUCCUCUCCCAGGAUGUCUAAGGCACCCCAACCUUGCUGGCGUAUGUUGGGAGUGGUAGGUAGGAUGACUUCCCGGCUACUAACUUGGGGUAUCUGAAGGGCAACACCUUGGUUAGCACCUCCUACUGGCUAUGGGUCUCAAGCUUAAUGGGCCUAGAACUUGAUUUCCUCUUUGUGCUAAGUAUGGCUUAAUCUCUUGGGGAUGGAUUUCUGCUAAUCAAGCUCACAAAAGACCAAUGCGCAGAUGAAAAUCUCACUCUGCUAAUUUACAGUGAGGAUUGUAGUAAUAGGUGGGCCAGAAGCUUUUGCUAAUCAGCAUAUUCACUAGUAACACAGGAGGCCAAAUUAUAUAAGCAUAGCUUUGCAGCGAUGGUAAUCUCAUUCAAAUGAAUGAAGACUCAAAGCAUUGUUAGACUAUUGCGAUCAUCUCUAAAAUAGGAAUAUUUUGACCACAAGAACUAGACAGGUCAGGUUUACAAAAUAAAGCAAGUUUAGAAGGCAAAGGGUGACUAGGUAUUCCAUAUCCUCUGCCUCAGCUGAAAUUGCUCUUCUCUCCUAGUUUCUAAACUUUCCAGGUUGACCACCAGCCUUCUUCCUCA
Molecule: messenger RNA, 3877 nt
Organism: Callorhinus ursinus (northern fur seal)
Lineage: Eukaryota; Metazoa; Chordata; Mammalia; Carnivora; Otariidae
Gene: SLFN14
Product: schlafen family member 14
Biological process (GO): mRNA catabolic process; rRNA catabolic process
Molecular function (GO): RNA endonuclease activity; ribosome binding
Source: RefSeq, a predicted model, not a curated record